Ixodes scapularis (black-legged tick) is the source of this 463-nucleotide messenger RNA. RefSeq lists its product as uncharacterized. The annotation marks the transcript as partial. NCBI's taxonomy places the organism in Eukaryota, Metazoa, Arthropoda, Arachnida, Ixodida, Ixodidae. The record is from RefSeq and is a predicted model, not a curated record. The transcript has 3 exons.
CCCAGGCCACACCGUCCACCAACAGCAUGCAACACCAACACCGCCAUCGUGCCCUGCCUCGUGACGCCUUACGCCUCCAACGCUGCCGCCGUACACGUAUCCGUGGCCCCCAAAGUGGUGCAACAGCCGUUGUUGGAGCACCCCUGCGACGUGGCCUACGUGCCAUCCCACGCCCACGGGUACACCAUCAGCCAGCAGAAGCUCUUCCACCCCAAGACAAUCGUCACUAAGCACGACCCCUUUUUUGGCACGUACCACCAGGCCGAAGUACACCACGCUCCAGUGGUGACGGGAGCUCCUAGUUCCGUGCACCACAGCCGAGAUGGACGCUUCAUGCAGCACACAUUUGGAACCGUCUGUUUACUAGGCACUUUACUCCUGAAGCCGCCCUUUGUAAACCGUACCCACCCGUAUUUGAAGCAGAAUAAAUGGAACUCUAAUGCGUUGCAGGUACCUCUCUGAA